UGCUGACGUUCUUCCAGAGGUGAAAAUUAAUGCACAAAAGACUGCACAUUUACCAUUUAAAUCAACAGAUCGCUUGUGUGUGUGUGUGAGAAGUCAAGUGUGAUUAGAAGUCUAGUUUAUAGUUAAGCAAUGGAACAGACAUACGUGAUCGAUCAGUCUUCAUUGUCGGUUCGUGUGUGUGUCCGAGAUGAAGCUGCCUCUGAACCAACAGCCCUUGUUGCUGUUAGGAUUACUCGUGCUUUGGGCUUCCUUCUUGCAGGCAAGCAACAAUGAUACCGAAACUGUUGACAUUAUUUCCAAGCAUGGCCGCUCGAAACGUACGCUAGUGUACACGUUCAACAGUUGCUCUGGGAUCUUAAUUGCUCUAUCCAUUCCACUUCUGAUUACCGGGCGGAACAUUUUCAUGUCGUACAACUUUGAAGCGAACUACAACAUGCCCACGGACAGUACAGACUUUACGCAGGGCAUCCUGAAGAAGGGUGACAACGAGCAGAUACAUGAAGCUGAAGCAAGGAAGGUACGCGAAACUUCACGUAUGAUAGCUUCCGCACCGAAACGUUCUAGCUUAAGCAGGAAAAAGUUCUACCGCACAAUCGAGCUAAACUUGCAACGAUACGGAUUCGCCGGAAAGCGGUGCAUCUUGAGGAUGAUUUGUGAUUUGGCGGAUACACCACUACAUCACGAGAACGGUGUGUUGGGUGAUGUGUUGCAGUUGAUAUUUACUCCAUCCCUAUCGCAGGAUGAGAAUCUACCGAGUGAGUUUACGCGAGCAGAACAAUUAGGACGGGAGGAAAGAAAUUGCAACAAAUAUCGUGCCCACUGUCCGGCAAGCCCAAUCGAUCUGGUAACGAUUGUUUUGGCACAUUAAAUAGAACAGAGAACGAAUGACAUAGGUGCAAUACGAUUGACUGUUUUACAAAUAAAGUUAAGAGUUUUAAUGAAACAUAAUUGAAAAGUUCGAAACAAAUAAAUCCUUUGAAUUUGUUCUCGCAUACUGAGGGUUGGGCCUAUUCUCACUAAUUAUGCACCAUAUGUCUUCCAAAAUAAUCUUCAUGACCGAAUCGUUUAUGUACAAUUUUUAAAUGAUUUGUUUCUAGUUUUUAAAAAUAAAUUCAUAUCACAAUCCAUCAUAAAUUAGAUGACAAAAAAAGCUAUUAAGCUUUGGGUUUGUUCGGUAACAAGCAGCCAGAACUUGGUUAUUCGUAUAAUCAACUUAAGGGUCUUUUUAUAAUUAGCAAUCUUAUUGUAACCAUAAAUUAAUAAUUCAUAUAAACACUAAUCCUGUAGCCGACACACAUUCUUAUUUUCAACGAUUAAGCACUUUAUCACUUUGGUUGUUUACGGAUGUUUAAAAACUUAUCACGCGUCUAAAGAGUUAACGAUAGUGGUAAAAUUAACACCUACUUGGGCGAUGAUAAAUUCCCUGCAACGUCCAUCAUCCUCCAGGUGUUGACGAGAAUUGACCGAGUUUUACGAUCGCAUGAUCUGGGUCAGGGGCCGAUAAGCGCUUCUCAUCGGGGAAUUGGGUUAUUAUUAAACAGUAAAGAAACACAUUACAUUUUUCUCUUCUUGGGUUAACGACCUAUAAGGUCUUGCCGGCCAUUCCUGGCUUACUAGAUUUAUUUUUACUACGUAGCCGGUCUAUGCUACA
Messenger RNA from Anopheles funestus (African malaria mosquito), 1651 nucleotides. RefSeq lists its product as uncharacterized. Lineage: Eukaryota; Metazoa; Arthropoda; Insecta; Diptera; Culicidae. The transcript is spliced from 3 exons. The record is from RefSeq and is a predicted model, not a curated record. Bases 188 to 868 code for a protein of 226 amino acids.